This is a messenger RNA of Helicoverpa armigera (cotton bollworm), 3726 nucleotides long. It is a transcript of the gene RpIII128, whose product is annotated as DNA-directed RNA polymerase III subunit RPC2. Gene Ontology annotation, cellular component: RNA polymerase III complex. The coding region runs from base 244 to 3648 and encodes 1134 amino acids. Gene Ontology annotation, molecular function: ribonucleoside binding; DNA binding. NCBI's taxonomy places the organism in Eukaryota, Metazoa, Arthropoda, Insecta, Lepidoptera, Noctuidae. Gene Ontology annotation, biological process: DNA-templated transcription. The record is from RefSeq and is a predicted model, not a curated record. The transcript is spliced from 12 exons.
UAACAAGUGCUUUCUGGCUCUCUUCAUGCUUCGAUUGCAUUUCAGAACAAUUUUGUUAUACUAUAACCUCCUAAACUUCCAGGAAUUACAAAUUAUUGCUCCCAAACUAAGCUUCCAAUUUCCAAAGCGUCAGGGAUAGCUAGUGCUACUUUUCAUAAUGGAUAGAUCGCUUCCUGGAUCAAAAUCUUAAUGCCUGCUUCAGUCUUCAUGUGAACAACAGCUGGGCCGGUUUUAAAUCUUAAAAUGGGGGAGAUAAAUAAAAGGCAAAAUGAUUGGGACUCCUCUAAAGGUUCGCGAGAACCUAUAAAAACUGUAGAGGAUAAAUGGAAAUUAGUGCCAUCUUUUCUACAAGUAAAGGGAUUAGUAAAACAGCACAUUGAUUCCUUUAACUAUUUUAUAAAUGUUGAAAUAAAGAAAAUAGUUCAAGCUAAUGAAAAAGUGUUUUGUGAUGCUGACCCAUUAUUUUACAUUAAAUACCUCAAUGCGUAUGUUGGGACGCCAGAUUUAGAAGAAGGUUACAAUGUUACUAAGCCCACAACUCCACACGAGUGUAGGCUUAGAGACAUGACAUAUUCAGCACCAAUAACAGUAGACAUAGAGUACAUUCGAGGCAACCAACGGGUCAUCAAGAACAAACAGCUUAUUGGCAGAAUGCCACUGAUGUUGAGGUCUUCUAAUUGUGUUCUGACCAAUAAGUCUGACUUUGAGCUAGCACAGCUGAAUGAAUGUCCACAUGACCCAGGCGGUUAUUUUAUUAUCAGAGGACAAGAAAAAGUGAUAUUGAUCCAAGAACAGCUGUCCAGGAACAGGAUGAUUGUUGAUGAAUUCAUGGGAGCUAUACAAUGCCAAGUUACCAGUUCUACUCAUGAAAAGAAAACUAGAACUAAUGUUAUAGUGAAGAAUGGCAAAUAUGUAUUGAGACAUAAUGCUUUAUCUGAUGAUAUUCCUAUUGCUGUUGCCUUCAAAGCUAUGGGUAUCUGUAGUGACCAAGAAAUUAUGCAACUUAUUGGCACUGAUGAUACUUCACUGAAGAAGAUGGCUCCUUGCAUUAUGGAUUGUCAUAAUUUAAAAAUAUUUACCCAAAAUCAAGCUCUCGCCUACAUUGGAAGUAAAUUGAAGGUCAAAAGGUUUCAGUCAGGCAAUGCCAAAGUCCGCACUCCUGUUGAUGAAGCCAGGGAUCUUCUAGCAACAACUAUCCUAGCACAUGUUGCUGUUGAAAACUUCAAUUUCUAUGUAAAAGCUAUUUAUCUAGCUAUAAUGGUAAAAAGGGUUAUUGAAGCUGAAACCAAUAAGGCUGCUAUAGAUGAUCCUGAUUACUAUGGAAACAAGAGACUUGAGCUUGCCGGCUCUUUACUAGCUUUAAUGUUUGAAGAUCUGUUCAAAAGGUUCAAUUGGGAAUUGAAAUCAAUUGCAGACAAAAUAAUACCUAAAGUCAAAGCUGCGCCAUUUGAUGUUGUUAAACAUAUGAGACCAGAUUUGAUUGCUAAUGGUCUGUUUGCUGCUAUUUCUUCUGGUAACUGGACGAUUAAAAGAUUCAAAAUGGAGAGGCAUGGAGUAACUCAAGUGCUGAGUCGCCUUAGUUACAUAUCAGCUUUGGGUAUGAUGACCAGAGUGAAUUCUCAAUUUGAAAAGACGAGGAAGGUAUCAGGGCCGCGAUCUCUGCAACCUUCCCAGUGGGGCAUGUUGUGUCCUUCUGAUACUCCUGAAGGUGAAGCCUGCGGUCUUGUGAAGAACUUGGCACUGAUGACUCACAUCACUACUGAGUGUUCCGAAGAACCGAUUGCGAGGCUAGCGCGUAAUGCAGGCGUUGAAGACGUUAGACUAUUAGGCGGCGAGGAAAUUAACCACCCAGCUGUGUACAUGGUGUUCCUUAAUGGUAAUAUUCUUGGAGUUUCAAGGCAAUACAAAAGGCUUAUAAAGGUUUUUAGAAUGUUCCGACGACGUGGCCUCAUAUCGGCCUUCGUUUCAAUUUACCCUAAUCACAAUCAGAGGACUGUCUACAUUUGCAGCGACGGCGGAAGGCUCUGCCGACCAUAUAUCAUUGUAGAAAAGGGUUAUCCACUAGUACAACAAUUCCAUAUAAAUGAGUUGAAUAGAGGAAUUAGAAAGUUCCAAGACUUUCUCAAUGAUGGACUGAUAGAGUACUUAGACGUGAAUGAGGAGAAUGACAGCCACAUAGCUACCGUUGAAGCAGAGAUAGAUCCAUAUGUCACCACGCAUUUAGAAAUUGAGCCAUUCACCAUCCUCGGCGUUUGUGCUGGCCUUGUCCCUUACCCGCAUCACAAUCAGAGUCCUAGGAAUACCUACCAAUGUGCUAUGGGUAAACAGGCAAUGGGUACAAUUGGCUACAAUCAGAAAAACAGAAUAGAUACGCUUAUGUACAACUUAGUAUACCCACAAUGUCCGAUGGUUAAGACGAGAACAAUCGAGUUGACCAAUUUUGACAAACUGCCGGCUGGGCAGAACGCCACAGUAGCCGUCAUGAGUUACAGCGGCUACGAUAUUGAGGACGCGUUGAUUCUGAACCGAGCGUCCAUCGACCGCGGGUAUGGCCGGUGCCUUGUCUACAAAAGCGCCAAGACCACUAUGAAGAGAUACAGCAAUCAAACCUCCGAUAGGAUUUUGGGCCCUUCGAGAGACGCAACUACAGGAAAAGUUAUUAGAGCACAUGAAAUUCUUGAUACUGAUGGCAUAGCUGCACCCGGCGAAAUGGUUGAGAAUAGACAAGUUUUAAUAAAUAAGCAGAUGCCACCAGCUACUUUAAGCACUGUUACGCAGGGGCAGCCACAACAGGUGGAUUACAAGGACGUUCCUAUCACCUACAAAGGUCCAGUCGAGUCUUACAUAGAAAAAGUUAUGGUGUCGUCAAACUCUGAAGAUGCAUUCCUCAUUAAAAUAUUGUUACGUCAAACGCGUAUUCCGGAGAUAGGCGACAAGUUUAGUUCCCGGCACGGGCAGAAAGGUGUGACUGGUUUGAUUGUGCAGCAAGAAGACAUGCCAUUUAAUGAUCGAGGCAUCUGUCCUGACAUGAUCAUGAACCCACAUGGUUUCCCAUCUAGAAUGACUGUCGGAAAAACCAUCGAACUGUUAGCAGGAAAAGCUGGCUUGAUGGAAGGGAAAUUUCACUAUGGCACUGCAUUCGGCGGUUCUAAGGUUCGCGAUGUAUGUCAGGAGUUAGAAAAACACGGAUACAACUAUCAUGGAAAGGAUAUAUUUUACUCUGGAUUAACUGGAGAGCCCUUGGAAGCUUAUAUUUAUUCUGGUCCUGUGUACUACCAGAAACUGAAGCACAUGGUACAGGACAAGAUGCACGCUCGCGCCCGCGGCCCGCGCGCCGUGCUCACGCGCCAGCCCACCGAGGGACGCUCGCGAGACGGCGGCCUGCGACUCGGGGAGAUGGAGCGGGACUGUCUCAUCGGAUAUGGCGCUAGUAUGUUGCUAAUGGAACGCCUCAUGCUUGCAUCGGACGCGUUCAGUGCUGACAUCUGCGGCGCAUGUGGUCGACUGGCGAGCCGCGCGUGGUGCCACGCCUGCCACUCGUCCGCCGCCGUCUCCAGCGUCGACAUGCCCUACGCCUGCAAGCUGCUCUUCCAAGAACUAGCCUCCAUGAAUAUCGUACCCAAGCUCACGUUGAAGAAAUAUUGCUAGCUUGUAAGCUACUGUUAUUUUUUAUGUUUGUAUUUCUAUGUUAAUUGCUAAGUGCUAAUAAAAUAAGCGUUAAAAUUA